CCUCCCACCUGCCCUACUGACUUCUCAUCUCUUGCCUAGGAACUCCAGGCUUUCUUGGCUCCAAAUGGAUCCCAACUGCUCCUGCACUGCAGGUGCCUCCUGCACCUGUGCUCGUUCCUGCAAGUGCAAAGAGUGCAAAUGCACCUCCUGCAAGAAGAGCUGCUGCUCCUGCUGCCCCGUGGACUGUGCCAAGUGUGCCCAGGGCUGUGUCUGCAAAGGUUCAUCAGAGAAGUGCCGCUGCUGUGCCUGAUGUUGGGAGAGCACUGCUCCCAGGCAUAAAUAGAGCAACCAGUACUAACCUGGAUUUUUUUUUUUUCAAUCUACGCUGAUCGGUUUGCUACGUUCCUUCCUUUAUUCAAUAUGUGAAUGACAAUAAAACACUUUUGACUUGAUUCCGA
Molecule: messenger RNA, 398 nt
Organism: Rhinopithecus roxellana (golden snub-nosed monkey)
Lineage: Eukaryota; Metazoa; Chordata; Mammalia; Primates; Cercopithecidae
Product: metallothionein-1B-like
Exons: 3
Coding region: 65-250 (61 amino acids)
Molecular function (GO): metal ion binding
Source: RefSeq, a predicted model, not a curated record